This is a messenger RNA of Rhopalosiphum maidis (corn leaf aphid), 4050 nucleotides long. It is a transcript of the gene dachs, whose product is annotated as unconventional myosin-Va. Gene Ontology annotation, molecular function: actin filament binding; cytoskeletal motor activity; ATP binding. Gene Ontology annotation, cellular component: actin cytoskeleton; cytoplasm; vesicle. The record is from RefSeq and is a predicted model, not a curated record. Gene Ontology annotation, biological process: actin filament organization; vesicle transport along actin filament. NCBI's taxonomy places the organism in Eukaryota, Metazoa, Arthropoda, Insecta, Hemiptera, Aphididae. Bases 211 to 3771 code for a protein of 1186 amino acids. The transcript is spliced from 19 exons.
GGCCGGCGACGUGCUCGUCGCGCGCGAUCAGCUGUUUGUGUCGUCGUCCAUGCGCGCGCGCUCUUCAACCGCGGGACACGUGAAGUCAGCCCGCGAUUCCGGAUCGCAAUACUACAAUAACACUGCGGAUAUCGUCAUCGCGCACACGCGGAGACUCGGACCAAGACGGUAGCAACUGUGGCUGCAGCGGUGCGACACACCAUACGGCAGAUGUCCCCGUGCGCCGUCGGAUACGAAUCCAUACUGUUAGCCGACCAGAAGUACGAAGACCGCGGAAGACCUGUACCGUCGCCACCGAAUCCGACGGGAUCGACACGCAACGGCAGGCUACGACCGCGUCCAGAGGAUCGCCAAAAGUUGCGGUCUGACGCAGACGCCGCGACCGACGUGUCCGCGCUGUGUCGACACUUUUUGGCCGCCUACAACAUACGACCGGACUUUUUUUGCAAGUUCCAGGGCAGAACCAAUUUGCUGCAAUGUCAACAAUCAGACGCGUCCUGUUCAAACGAGGCUGUGCACUUGCAACAACGGUUGCGAAGUCUAAGCACCGAGUUGGUCACACUCCGGAACAGUUUGAACCAGGGCCAAGGAGCGGCAGCGGCGCACGGUGGCCAGGGUUGUCCUCAGCCGGCUGCUAUCAAACAAUCUCCCGGAUCGAAUUUCGCCGGAAACAACAAUAAUAACAGCAACAACAACAACAAUAACACCAUACUGGCCGCCGAUAAACUGUUCAAGGGCAAAGAAGAAUCGCAAAACGGCGGCCAAGCUGCCACCGCCGUUGCAAAAUGUCUAAAUGCUACGCAGUCGGCGACUUCGACGACCGCAGUGGCAACGCAGCAAAAGACUGAAUCGAAUCACCAGCGGACACACCGCCGGUCGUUCCAUGGACCGCCGACGGCCGCCGGAAACGGACCCGGCAGCAACGGAUCGACCGCGGGCGGAGGCGGUGACUUAAUCCAUCUCCCCGGGCCGUUGACCGAGGAUGCCGUGCUCAAGGCGCUGCAAAGUCGGUUCUGCGCCACGCAAAUGUUUACCAACGUAGGACCAAUUCUGUUGUGUAUGAACUCGUACAAAGACAUCGGCAAUCCGAUGACGCUCACCAGUAUGAGAGGCGCUACACUAGACUUAAAGUUGCACAAGGUAAUUCUGGACGCGGUGAGACAGCAGACCGAAUCCGGAUAUCCACAGGCGAUCAUACUGUCUGGUGUUAGUGGUUCUGGUAAGACGUACGCUUCGAUGUUACUACUGAGACAGUUGUUCGACGUAGCCGGAGGUGGACCUGAAACGGACGCUUUCAAACAUCUGGCCGCCGCGUUCACCGUUCUGAGGUCAUUGGGAUCCGCCAAAACGUCUUCGAAUUCGGAAUCUAGUCGAAUCGGUCAUUUCAUUGAAGUACAAGUAACCGACGGUGCUCUAUACAGGACUAAAAUACACUGUUAUUUCUUGGACCAAACCCGAGUAGUACACCCUCUGCCAAACGAAAAAAACUAUCAUAUAUUUUACCAGAUGCUAGCCGGUCUAUCUCAGGAAGAAAGAGUGAAAUUAAACUUGGAAGGAUAUUCGCCGUCUAAUCUCCAGUACCUGAUGCAAGGCGACACCAGACAGGAUGAAGCCGAAGACGCUAUUAGAUUUCAAUCGUGGAAAUCGUGCUUAGGUCUCCUCGGCAUUCCAUUCAUGGACGUCGUGAGGGUUUUAGCCGCGGUGCUGCUUUUGGGCAACGUUAAUUUCGUCGACAACGGAUCUGGCGAGGUAGUGGCUAAGGGCGAAACCGAAUUGGCGUCAGUGGCCCGACUACUGGGCAUCACGUUCCCGUCGCUCUUCCGCGGCAUCACCACCAGGACACAUUCAGAAACUACCCGGGGGAACACCCAACUGAUAAAAACGACUUGCGACGCAAACACAGCCAAUUCGAUUAGAGAUUCUCUGGCCAAGGCGUUGUACUGCAGGACGGUGGCGACUAUCGUGCGCCGAGCGAACAGUCUGAAACGACUAGGUUCGACAUUGGGCACGUUGAGCAGCGAUUCCAACGAUUCGGUUCACAAUCAGGCCGAGGUCGCCAGUCAGCACGCUUCCACCAUCGGCACGGCCGGUUCCAAGUCGAGCAAGUCGAUGGCCGCGCUCAACAAUGCCGUGAACAUCGCUAGGCAUGCCACGGACGGGUCCAUCGGGAUAUUGGACAUGUUCGGGUUCGAAGAACCAAAACCAAGUCAACUCGAACACUUGUGUAUCAAUCUUUGCGCCGAGACGAUGCAGCAUUUCUACAAUACACAUAUAUUCAAAUCCAGCAUCGAAUCCUGUCGCGACGAGGGGAUACACUGCGACGUGGAAGUCGAUUACGUCGACAACGUUCCCUGCAUAGAUCUCAUAUCUUCGUUGAGAACUGGCUUGUUAAGCAUGUUGGACGUCGAGUGUUCCAUCAACGGAUCCGUGGAACUGUAUCUGAGAAAAGUGAAAUCUCAACACAGAAACAACCCAAGACUUUUCGAACCCAAGUCGGUUGAACACAAAUCAUUCGGCAUACAACAUUUUGCCGGCAGAGUCGUGUACGACGCUUCGGAUUUCCUAGAAACCAACAAAGACGUAGUGCCCGAUGAUUUAGUAUCCGUUUUUCACAAGCAGUCGUGUUCGUUCGGUUUCGCCACGCAUCUGUUUGGGAGUGAACUGAAAGCGUUGUACAGCAUAGAAACAGUACCCAGAGGAAUCAAAUUUCGAAUAUCACCGACUUCGCAUUCCGAUCUUUUAAACGGCAACGAGCCUGUAUCGACGUUAACUCAAGACUUCCACACGCGGCUUGACAACCUGCUAAGAUCGCUGGUGCACGCCCGACCACAUUUCGUGCGUUGCAUUAAGGCGAAUUCGACCGAGACCCCGGACAAGUUCGACAGAGCGGUAGUCAUGCGACAGAUACGGUCAUUACAAGUCUUAGAAACAGUCAAUCUGAUGGCUGGAGGUUAUCCGCAUCGGAUGCGGUACAAGGCGUUCAACCUGAGGUAUAAAAUGCUGGCACCGUUCAACAAACUCUUGCGAACCGACGAUCGGGCGACCGAAGACUGCCAUCUGAUAUUACAAUGCAUCGAGGACAAAAUUGAUACGAAACAGAGCGAAGUGAGCAUGAGUUGGGCUUUUGGCAAGAGACAUGUCUUCUUAAGUGAGGGCGUAAGGCAACAUCUGGAAAAACUCCGGUGGCAGACUCAUCACAAUGCUGCUGUACUGAUACAGUGCACGUGGAGGAGCUGGAGGACCAGAAGAAAAUGGCCGGGCACUAAGCGAGUCAUGAUGCAAAUACAACAAGUGUCUAACCCGAUUGUACAAUGCCUCAACAACAAAAUGGGUAUGGGUGGAAGAAAAAUGACUUCUGGUAGUCAACUUCCUAACGCCGGAGUAACCAACAGCGGCACAGCGACUUUGACUAGACCCAGGCCACAGCCAAUAACGGGAACACCUCCUCCUGACCAGAUUGAGAAAUUCGAUCAGAAAAUAAUACAGACUUGUAACCUGUUUGGAUUGAAUCUGGAAAGACCUCCACCAUUACCUCCAAGUCGAUCAUACACGAUAUCUGGUAAUACAAAAAUGGGAUAUCCGCAAAGCCGUAUAAUGAAAAAAUCUUUUCCUGAAGAAGGAAACUGUGAUGUCGCGCUGAUGAAAGGUGACUCUGUGAUUGUAGUGGGUACAUCCAACAGGAGAGGACACCUGCUGGUCGAGCACUGCAAUAGAAGCUUGGACGUGCCAUUCCAAUUUUUGGAACUGAAACCAAGACCCGUCGCCAUCUAACGUCAUUUUCCCCUUAAUGUAGACAUUGAUGCUCAAACACGAAACUUAUGAUCAAACGUUAAUUUAUGUUCGCCUUAUGUAUUAUAUAAAUAUUGAUUGUUGAAUUUCUAGUGUAUAAAAUUACAUAUAUAUACGCUUCCGAAAAAAAUGCUUAUCUUAAUAAUAUAACUGUUAACUAACUGUACUGUAUAUAUAAAAAAAAAUACAUUUUAGUACAAAUUGAUGUUUUUCAUGCCUGUCGUGGAAAUAUAAUUUUAUAUUUAAGUAAUAAAUAUAUAA